Helicoverpa zea (corn earworm) is the source of this 1788-nucleotide messenger RNA. RefSeq lists its product as uncharacterized. The coding region runs from base 152 to 1054 and encodes 300 amino acids. Lineage: Eukaryota; Metazoa; Arthropoda; Insecta; Lepidoptera; Noctuidae. The record is from RefSeq and is a predicted model, not a curated record. The transcript is spliced from 2 exons.
UUUACUCUAAGCUUUUUUUAUUCGUAACUUUAUUUUAAAUCGAGAACGAUGUGACGUGAACGUUUUAAAAAAUAAAAAUAGUGAAUCUCGAUAAAUGUAUUCGAUUUGUUCGGAUUUUGACUCGGAUUCGGUGAAGUGAACAGAUACAACUAUGAUUUUGUUCGCGUUUCUUCUGGCGGUUUCUACGGCAGCUAUCGUCGAUGUCGUAGAAGAACCUCCGUGCCCGUCAUGCGUCCUAGUGAACACCACGUGCUAUAAUAUAUCGCAUCUCCUAGAACUCGAUGCUCCCUUCAGAAAACGCAUCGUUAUUCACAAGAUAGAUCUCCAGCGAUCCAAGGACGUCCUAUACUUCAGUUUCGAACCCACAUUCGAAGACGAAGAAUAUUACAAGAUCGGCUUCGUGGAUCUAGAGCAACCCGAUGAACAUGGAAUAAUUUCUGGCACUCAGAUACUUAAUUUCGGAACAUUCGACAUAGAUCAGGCAAACAACUUGAUUUAUUUCGGCGGCAGUGAUGGAAUAUUUAUUUUAGAUAACAAUUUGAAAACUUUUUCAUCUUACAGUAGUAGAGGAGAUACGAUAACGAAUGUGUUUUACAAAAAUCAAUUAUAUUUCACGAGGUAUGAAGAUAAAGGCAUUAUUGUGAAGAAAGGCGAUUACUUCCAAACAAUAUUGGAAGAUUGGCCGAUCAGGAAGUUUUUAGUGGUAGAAAAAGAAAACGUUAAUUAUGUUAUUUUCUUAAGUAAUUUAGGUUUGUUUGUGAGUAAAGGUAAUACUGUGCAUCGUAUUUCUAAAAAUGCGUACUUCAGAGGUUUAACUAUGGAUUUAGAUGGAAAUGUGUAUGCCUGGUGGCUGGAUGGUAUUUACAAAGUUAUGCUUUCAAAGAAUGUGGCGUAUUCAACUCUUGUGAGAGUAGCGAAGCUCCCUACUAUUGGUGCCAUGGCUUUUGACAAUAAUAACAACAUUCUUUUCACUUCUGAUAAGUCUUUGUUUAUUAUGAAGCAAACUGAACACAAUAAUUGUGGCGUGGUCAAACCAGCUAAACCGAGAUAUUAAUGAAAAUGUACAUAUUCUUGAUAUUUGGAAACUUUAGAUAAUAAUGUUCAUUGAAAAGCAAAAAAUAUUCAAAUUAUUUUAAUCUGUAUCCCACCGUUUAGUUAGAAACGCAAAGCCACUUUAGCUGUAAGUGUAAUAUAAUAUAACUUGUUGUAUUCAAUGCAAUGUACAUACAUUCUUAAACAAACGCGUGUUUUUGUUUGUAAUAAACUAAGAAAAAAUACUUUUUUACUUUCAGUCGUCGACAAUUUGGGAAUACUUCAACAGUACUGUUGUUAUUUUACUGCUUCAAUCGAUAUCUACACUGUAUUUUAUUACUAAAACUUUAAUUAUUGUAUAAAUUAUUGUUUCUAUUAUUUUUUAAGCUUGUACACUACCUGAGAAUUCUCGAGUAAUUUUUCAUCUGUAAAUGUAGACUCGAAUCUAUAUCUACGUAUUAAUUAGUACAACUGAUGAUCACAGUCUUUGAUAGAUACGUAAUAAUUUUAAGAAGGAGAUAUGUUUGGAUAAAAUUGUAGAAUACUUUCAGAUUAAUUUUGGCACCAUAUUAAAAAUACAAUCAACCUAAAAGCUUUUGUGCAUUCAUUAAUUUUGUAAUUUUAAACGUUCUAGGUAUUUAUAAAAUAUAUUUGUUAAGAACAUAUUAGAAAUUGGCAUACUUUUAUUUUAACGACAUUUUCUUUCACUAUGAAAGUUUUGCUAGUGACAGCCAAUACAUAUAAAAAUAUUUAGUA